GGUGAAGUGAGAAAAUUAAAAGACUAUUUAAGAGAUUGUUGGAGGAAUUCUCCUCAAUUGCUCAAGCGAAAAAAUGGAAGUCCAAAACCAGAAGAAGAUGAAGAUCCUUUGUCUCCAUGGUUUCAGAACCAGUGGCAGUUUCCUUCAAAAGCAAAUCAGCAAGUGGGAUCCUUCAAUUUUUGCUCCCUUUCAAUUGGAGUUUCCAGAUGGUAUAUUUCCGGCUGGGGGUAAAUCUGAUAUAGAAGGCAUCUUCCCUCCACCUUACUUCGAAUGGUUCCAAUUCAACAAGGACUUCACUGAGUACACUAACUUGGAAGAAUGCAUUUCUUACCUCUGUGAAUACAUAACAACCAAAGGUCCUUUUGAUGGGUUACUUGGUUUCUCCCAAGGUACAACAUUGUCUGGACUUCUGAUGGGGUACCAAAUGCAAGGAAAGGUACUGAAGGAGCAUCCACCUUUCAAGCUAUUCAUAGCAAUAUCUGGAUCCAAAUUCAGAGAUCCAAGUAUUUGUGAUGUUGCCUACAAAGAUAAAAUCAAAGUCAGAUCAGUCCACUUCAUAGGAGAGAAGGAUUGGUUGAAAUUGCCUUCUGAGGACCUUGCCAAUGCCUUUGAGGACCCUCUCAUUAUAAGGCACCCCCAAGGACAUACUGUCCCAAGACUAGAUGAGGCAGCAAUAGAGAAGUUGCAGAAAUGGACCAAGGAGAUCAUCGUUGCCCAUAGCAGUGAAAAUGUUUUGGAUGAUGUACAAAAAAUUGGGAAUGGAGAUGCAGUACAGAAAAUUCCACAAGAUUCUCAUGACAACAUUGCUAAUGGCCACAAGGAUGCAUUGGGAGAUUCCGGCGAGAAGGAACAAACUGUGGAUGCGGUCCCUACUUGAACUAAAUAUGUUACUAAAUCAUAACGAAUGUUGUUAAUAUCGCAUUGGUAUGUGUACUAUUUUUAUGAUUGAUAUAUGUAUUUAUUGCAUUUCAAAUUAGAUUAUAUUGUGUGCUAGUACUGUUUUGCAUUUGCCUUUACAAAUAUUUAUUUUUGAACUAAACCAUAAUUCCUCAU
This is a messenger RNA of Rubroshorea leprosula, 1053 nucleotides long. NCBI's taxonomy places the organism in Eukaryota, Viridiplantae, Streptophyta, Magnoliopsida, Malvales, Dipterocarpaceae. The record is from the annotation of a GenBank genome assembly.